This is a messenger RNA of Electrophorus electricus (electric eel), 1637 nucleotides long. It is a transcript of the gene zbtb26, whose product is annotated as zinc finger and BTB domain containing 26. Gene Ontology annotation, molecular function: DNA-binding transcription factor activity, RNA polymerase II-specific; protein binding; RNA polymerase II cis-regulatory region sequence-specific DNA binding. Lineage: Eukaryota; Metazoa; Chordata; Actinopteri; Gymnotiformes; Gymnotidae. Gene Ontology annotation, biological process: regulation of transcription by RNA polymerase II. The record is from RefSeq and is a predicted model, not a curated record.
AACACGGUUAAACCAACUUCAUUAUCGGUCGCUUUCCUCCUGUUGUCCACAUAAAACAAACUUAGACAUCAUCUAUACGGAGAAAUUAAAAGAAAUGUUAGGAGCGCCCUAGCUCCUCUUGAGACGACCCCCUCCCGGCUUUAGGCGACCCCUCCAAAGAGUAUGAAGAGAGAAGGCUGUUCACUCCCCAAACCAAACGGUGAACCAUGGCACAAGAGGGAGUUAUUCUACAAUUUAGUUUUUCUACAUUCGGAGACUCCAUGCUACAGAAGAUGGACUCUCUUCGAAGGGACAGACGUUUCUGUGAUGUCAUCAUCCAUAUCAAUGACCUAGAGAUUCCUGGCCACAAAGUUGUAUUUGCUGCCGGCUCACCAUUCCUAAGAGACCAGUUUUUCCUUCAGGACUCUCACGAAGUGGAGAUAUCCACGCUGCAGGAUGCAGAGAUUGGGCGGAGGCUGCUUCUGUCUUGCUAUACAGGGACACUUGAGUUCCCAGAGUUGGAACUGGUGCACUAUCUGACGGUUGCCAGUUUCCUCCAGAUGGGUCAUAUUGUGGAGCAGUGUACACAGGCCCUGAAUAAGUUUAUUAAGCCUCACAAAGUCGAGGACCCCCAUCACACUCAGCCUCCUUCCAGCGUCAACACACAGCAGCGAGAAUCACCAAUUAUUGAGACUGUCUAUGACGAUGAUGAAGAGGGCGAGAAUGACCUUGAAGACGAUGAUGAUGUGAUUGUUGAACCCAGGUCUCCCCCCAAUUUUAGGAAUUCUCAAAGGAAAGGCCCAGGAGAAGAGAGCCCCAUCAACAUCAUUAAGGUGGAGUCUGUCGAUGACCGAAUGCAGGAGAUGUCUGACGGCUUCCAGGGGCGCUCUUCCCGUUCUCCUGCCCUGCACUCCCCGGAGCCGCAGCACUCCCUCAUCAACUCGACCGUAGAGACGCGCCCCACUGAAAUGGCCCCCAACUCCGUGCUCGAGUACCCGCUCUCGUCACCCGGCACCAGUGGCUUGGGCAAGGAGAACCUGUGGAGCUGCUCGCGCAGCACCGACAAAGGUAUGUCGUGGUGCCACCAGUGCCCAAAGUGUGCGCGCGUCUUCCGCCAGCUGGAGAACUAUGCCAACCACCUGAAGAUGCACAAGCUGUUCAUGUGCCUGCUCUGUGGUAAGACAUUCACGCAGAAGGGCAACCUGCACCGGCACAUGCGAGUACAUGCCGGCAUCAAGCCGUUCCAGUGCAAGAUCUGCGGCAAGACGUUCACACAGAAGUGCUCUCUGCUGGACCACCUGAACCUGCACAGCGGAGACAAGCCACAUCGCUGCAACUACUGUGACAUGGUGUUCGCGCACAAGCCUGUGCUCCGUAAACACCUGAAGCAGGUCCAUGGAAAGAACAGCUUUGACAAUGCCAACGAAGGCAACCUGCUUGAAGGGUUUUAAACCUCUGAAGACUGCCCAGACUAAAAACUUUUGUAAAGACUUUGGAGGACUGCAAAUUGUCUUGUACAUAGAGCACAAGUGCUGUAUGCAAAGCAAUGGUUGAUAUGCACCAUUAUGUUAACUAUGUGUCUCUGUACUGUUGUCUGACUGAUAACUUGUACUGUAUUCAAAUGCUGCUGUGUUAUAGUAAUUUUAAACAAUGGGUUU